Clunio marinus is the source of this 438-nucleotide messenger RNA. NCBI's taxonomy places the organism in Eukaryota, Metazoa, Arthropoda, Insecta, Diptera, Chironomidae. The record is from the annotation of a GenBank genome assembly.
AUGUUAUUGUUUACUUUCAAAGUGAACAAUUUUAGUCUAAGAGAAUGUUUUCCUUUCCAGUUGUCAAAACCUCAUCCCGAGAUCGCAUUAAAGUCAGAACAUUUGGAGCAACACGCGCGCCUUAAUGAAGCGUGCAGAAUUAUAAAAGCGAUAAAAAGCGAUCCUAUUAGAGUUGAGCUUUUUUCUCAUGAAUCAUUUUCUCCGCCAUCAUCGCAUGACAUCACAUUCUACUCAAAAGCACGACAGAUGAAUGAGAAAGCUUUUCUCCUUCUUUUGAAGUUGAUGUGUGGUGAAAACGACAGUUGUGAUAUGAGUUUUUCAAUCACACAAUACAGCAACAAUCUAAUGGUCGUUUGGUGGAUGACAAGAGAGCUUGUUGAAGCAAACAUGCCCAACCAACUCAAGGAACAGGAUUAUUUGAUUACGCUUUAUUCAUGA